AUCUUCAUCAAACCUGUUGUUAAAAAUUGUGAAGUGUUGGGAGAAACUUGGGAGGCAAUCCCCAAUAUAGUGGCACCUCCGACGGGAUUUUUGGCUGUGGUUUAGUUCAAACUAAGACAAAAAUUUAACGGGAUAUUAGUGCGUGGCGUGAAUAUAAUAUCGAUGAUGACCGAGACAGUAGACGAAAAGCAAAGGGAAUUGACUGGCAAAUUCAAAGCAUUAAGCUUUGCCGUCAGAAAAUCAACCGAAGUAAUGGAUUCUACGAAAGUAGAUGUUUUAACGCGACAAAUCAGUUCGGUAACGAAUCGGAUAAAAACAGUGUGCGAUUUAAAAGAUGAAGUCGAGGAGAUUAAGUUUACUAAUGGCGAAUCUGAGGAAGACGUCCAAUCGUGGGCACAAGAAAUUGAAUUGACAAUUACCGAAGCUGACAACAAAGUGAGUGAAUUACGAGAACGAAUAAAUUAUAUCGAAGGAAAUCAAAAAUCUGAAGCUCAAGAAACAGCACGGGCUGCUACGGAAGUUGACAGACAAAGGCAACUAGAAUUUGAGAAACGAAAAGUCGAGCUCGAACAGGCAACGAAAGAAGAAGAGCGUAAGCAAGAACUUCAAUACAAAUCGGAGUUAUUAAACCAACAGUUGGAGCAUCAAAAGGCGGUAGAAAAGUCGGUGAAAAGAUCCGAACAAAAUGCAAGUAUUAAAUUACCAAAACUUCCUGUAACCAAAUUUGACGGGAAUUAUGCAAACUGGCUUCCGUUUUGGAACACGUUUCAAGCAGAGGUAGAUAAAUCUGACGUACCCCCUGUUACUAAGUUUGCGUACCUGAAAGAAUGGUUAGAACCGAAAGUUAGAACGGAAAUCGAAGGAUUACCUUUUACAACAGAAGGAUAUCAAAGAGCAAAGAAUGUACUCGAAAGUGAAUAUGGGAAAACCAGUGAGAUCGUCAACACACAUGUUCAAAACAUCAUGGGACUGCCAACAAUUUUGGACGGGAACCCUGCUAAAGUGAAAGAAUUUUAUAAGACUCUCCUAUAUAACACGCAAGCAUUAGAAACACUCAGGAAGUUGGACAAAGUUAGUGGUAUGACAAGGAACAUAUUAGAAAAACUGAAGGGAAUUAAAGCUGAUCUUGUGCGAGGUAACGAAGGUUGGCAAGAUUGGAAUCUAACAAAUCUUAUUUCAGAACUGAAGAAGUGGAGAGACAUCAAUCCAGCCGAAGAGAGUGGAAGUUCUAAGAAAACUCGGAAACCUUUACUUGUAGCAGGCAGUGAGCGACGUAAGCGUAGGUGUGUUUAUUGUAAUUCUGAAAAUCACAGCGCUGUUGAUUGCACGGUUGUAACCGACAUCGAUAAGCGGAAGAAAUUAUUAGCUGAGAAAAAACUUUGCUUCAAUUGCACGGGGACAAAACAUCGCGCCGCUGACUGUAAGAGUUCUCAUAUGUGUUCAAAGUGCAAUGGUAAACAUCAUUCGUCGAUAUGCACAAAGAAAGAUCAGCUUUUAACGGCAAGUGAUGGGCCAGCCGUAUAUCCAACCGUUGUGGUGAGUGUAGAAGGAAUAAAGUGUCGUGCGCUUCUAGAUACAGGCUCUGGUAAUUCUUAUGCAUCGGCAGCCUUGUUAGACUUACUUCCAAAGCGAUCUUAUAGAAAGGAAACACGACGUGUCGAAAUGAUGCUCACCUCAGUUACCAAGGAAAUGGAACUGUCAACCAUACUUGUAAAAGCUGUCAAAGGGGAAUUUCAAAUGGACGUGAACGUAACCAAAGUAAAUAAGGGAGAACUACUGUUUGUGGACAAACCAAAUUAUAAGGCAUUAGUAAGUUCUUAUUCACAUUUAGCGGGUGUGAAGAUGGAAGACGAUGAUCAAAAACCAAGACUCCCUGUGCAUUUAAUCCUGGGAGCUACAGACUACAUGCGCAUCAAGACGUCUGAGAAACCCCGCGUUGGAAAGGUGGGAGAACCUGUUGCUGAAAAAACGAAGUUUGGCUGGACGAUAUUGGCACAAGGCAAAGAACUGGACUACGCUGUUAUGUUUCUUUCACAAACAAGCCAAAGCGUUUACGAAGAAUUGUGUCGGUUAGAUGUUCUGGGUUUGGCUGGCAAACCUGAAAAUGAUCAACAUGAAGUUUAUGCUGAGUUUCAAGAACAGCUUGUGCGAAGUGAAGAAGGGUGGUAUGAAACUGGCCUUCCAUGGAAGGGUAAUCACCCACAACUACAAAGUAAUUAUAAAGGAAGUUUACGAAGACUAGCAAACCUUCAACGCAGAUUGCAUCAGAAGGGGUUGACUAAUUCUUAUUCUGAAAUCAUUGAGCAGCAGAAAGUCGAAGGGAUCGUUGAAGCUGCUAAACAUGAAGCCCGAGGUGUUGAAUUCUAUAUUCCGCAUAAACCAGUGGUCAGAGAAAGAGCAGAAACCACAAAGGUUCGAAUCGUGUACGAUGCCUCUGCCAAAGCCAAUAAUGAAGCUCCAAGUCUGAACCAGUGUUUAAACCCAGGCCCUCCACUCCAGAACAAUCUUUGGAACAUUUUAGUAAGAAUGAGAUUUCAUCCUGUUGCACUGUCAGGAGAUAUUAAACAAGCGUUCCUGCAAGUUCGAAUCAAGGAAGGUGACAGGGAUGCACUACGAUUCCACUGGAGCCCAGAUGCAACUCGUGAAAUUGAAACACUGAGGUUUACAAGAGCGUUGUUCGGGUUAACGUCAUCGCCGUUUCUCCUUGGGGGAGUGAUUGACCAACAUCUCACCUGUUGGGAAAACCGCAGUCCAGAAGUGGUAACUGAAUUGCGCAAAAGCGUAUAUGUAGAUGAUCUAGUAAGUGGGACGACAACGGUAGCAAAAGCGCGCGAGUUGAAGAAAGAAGCAAUAGAAAUCUUUAACGAUGCGACGUUUACUCUGCACAAAUGGCACUCGAAUAAGAAGGAGUUAGAAGACAUGAAUUGCAUCACCGAGGAAGAAACCUUUGCAAAGCAACAACUAGGAACACCUAGUGAGGAAGAUGCGAGUAUUCUGGGAUUAGGUUGGUCAAAGAAUAAGGACGAGAUAAAGGUCAUAGUUCCUUCAACUGUAGCUACUACAACAAAACGAAGAAUUUUAAGCAAACUGGCUCAGAUCUACGAUCCACUAGGGUUACUGUCGCCAAGAACGUUGCAGGGAAAAUUAAUAUAUCGUGAAGUGUGUGAGAUGAAAUUACCGUGGGAUGCACCAUUAUCUGACGAACAAAAGGCUAAAUGGACGAACUGGGAAAAACAAUUGCCAAACAAUAUUGCUGUACCUCGUUCAAUCCCCACCUUCCAAGAAGAGAUCGACUCAAUAUCGCUGCAUGCGUUUGGAGACGCGAGCGGGAAAGGAGUGGCAGCAGUUGUUUAUGCUGUUGUCAAGCAAUCCUCUGGUUCAACACAAGGCAUCAUAACAGCAAAGGCCAGAUUAGCCAAACAAGGAAUAACAAUCCCCAGGUUGGAGUUGGUCUCAGCGCACAUGGCUUGUAACAUUGUGGACAAUGUGCGGAAGGUCCUAAGUGAAUUCCCAGUGGAAGGAACGUAUGCCUGGCUCGACAGUACUGUGGCACUGCACUGGAUCAAAGGAGGAGGAGAAUAUAAACAGUUAUUGGCCAACAGAGUCCAAAAGAUCCAGUCCAAACAGGGUAUCGAAUGGCGAUAUGUACCAACCGAUCGAAAUCCUGCUGAUGUGGGAAGUCGAGGUGGCUCUGUGAAAGAAAACAAGUUGUGGCUGAAUGGACCACAUUGGCUCCAAAACAUCAAUGAGUGGCCACAAGACAUUGUAACUCAAUCGACCAAAGAGAGUGAGAAGGAAGCAAAGGUCAUAAAAACAGCACUGGGCGUACAAAUGGACAACUCAGAUUGUUUUGAUUACAUCCUCGAGAAGUUUUCGUCUUUAAGGAAAGUUAUGAGAGUGUGUGCUUGGAUAAAAAGGUUUAUCACAAAUGCCAGACGUGUGAACAGCCGAGUAGUUGGACCAUUAACGACUGAUGAGAUUGAACGACAGUAUAAAUUCUGGGAGAAAAGAGUGCAGCAAAGUUGUGAUUGUUUAGACGACAAAGGUCGACUUAAUCUUCAAGAGAAUCACGAUGGUAUCAUGGAAUGCAGAGGGCGCAUUCAUGGGCAUUAUCCUGUAUACCUAUCAGACAAACACCUAUUUACAACCAAGCUUGUGGAAGACGCCCAUCUUCAAACUCUCCACGGGGGAGUUGGGAUGACCAUGGCUCGAGUUUGGGAGCGGUAUUGGGUACCUCGACUAAGGCAAUUAACACGUAGAAUAAUCAAAGCGUGCUAUGGCUGUCGUCGUUUCCAAGCGAAAGCAGUGCAGCAACCACCGCCUGGAUUGUUACCCCAAGAUCGAACUGAAGGAAGUCGCCCGUUCGAAGCUGUUGGUGUUGAUUUCGCCGGACCACUUAAAUACAAAAGGAAGAAAAAGGAGCAGGGAAAAGCUUAUGUCUUACUUUAUGCCUGCAGCCUAACGCGAGCUGUAUAUCUCGAGUUGAUGCCGAGUUUGGAUACCCAACGCUUUAUGGAAAGUUUCAAACAGUUCAUAGCUAGGAAGGGAAGACCGAGCAAGGUAUACUCUGAUAAUGCGAAGACUUUUGUUGCAGCAGCAAAGUGGUUACGGGAGGCUCAGAGGGAUGAACGGUUUAACGAGUUUCUCAGCAAGAAUCAGGUGAAAUGGCAAUUCAAUCUAAGUCGUGCCCCGUGGUGGGGCGGUCAAUUCGAGCGCCUAAUCGGAUUGGUCAAACGGGCUCUUCAUAAGACGAUCGGAAAUGGAUUGCUGAAUUGGGAAGAGUUAAAGGAUGUUCUUUUGGAUGUUGAAGUGGCUUUGAACGAUAGACCAUUAAGUUACAUGGAGGAUGAUAUUCAACUUCCAACAUUGACCCCUAACUCCAUGCUCUUCGUUGGUUGUACAUUCGCACCAGAGCUGGAAGCACAUCACAUAGAAGAAAGGGACCAAAGGAAACGGGCUAAGUAUUUGUUAAAAUGCAAGCAAGCUAUCUGGCGGAGAUGGUCUAAUGAGUAUCUAAGGGGAUUGCGUGAACGUCACAACCAACAACACAAGCAAACAACAUUUACUGUGAAAAAGGGCGACGUUGUUAUCAUACGAUCAGACGAGAGAAGUCGUGGUAAAUGGCCUCUUGGAAUCGUGGAGGAGUUGUAUAAUGGGCGAGAUGGUGUUGUUCGUGCCGUAAAACUUCGUGCAGGGAAAACUUAUUUGGAGAGAGCAGUAAACCAUCUUUACCCACUAGAGCUAUCAUGCGACCGUGUUGAACCGAACCCCGUGCCAUUGGAUCCCAGAGCACCAGCGUUUAAACCUAAACGAGACGCUGCAGUAGCAGCAGAACAACAUAUCAAGGAAGUGACGGAUUUAGAAGUUUGAAAGAGAUUGGAAGAAGGACAGAAACUUUUGGCGAUAAACAAACACUUUAUUGAACUUUAUAAAUUUUUUGUUUUGUUUACAGAAGGCAGUCUCUUGAAGGUUACAUAUACCUUAUAAAUCAAGGUAUAUGGGGGGAGAGUGUCAGAGACUCGCCUCCUUUUAGAUGAGUAGUUAUGACAAACACUUACGCGCACCAAUAGGAAGCAAGGGAAAUGGGGUGAUAUGCAAAUUGCGAUAGAAAGGAGAACACGUGUUGUUAUUAUGAUCUUGUUUUUUGGGACUGUGAAAUAAAAACAUCUUCGUCAAA
Messenger RNA from Xenia sp. Carnegie-2017, 5677 nucleotides. RefSeq lists its product as uncharacterized. Gene Ontology annotation, biological process: DNA integration. Gene Ontology annotation, molecular function: nucleic acid binding; zinc ion binding. The record is from RefSeq and is a predicted model, not a curated record. NCBI's taxonomy places the organism in Eukaryota, Metazoa, Cnidaria, Anthozoa, Malacalcyonacea, Xeniidae. The transcript has a single exon. The coding region runs from base 163 to 5370 and encodes 1735 amino acids.